AUGCAGAGCAAUGCCAGCGGGCAGGGGAAGAAGCUCCAGAGCCCCAAGGGGCCGGAGGGGCAGAGCCGCUCGAGGUUCUGGACGGAGCAGGAGCACGAGCGGUUCCUGGAGGCCAUGAAGAUCUUCGGCUACGGGAACGCGCAGGACAUCGCGAGCUACGUGGGGACCAGGAGCGUCACCCAGGUGCGCACGCAUGCGCAGAAGUACUUCAUGAAGCUCUGCAAGGGAGCUGUUCCCAAUGAGAGCUCGCUGGGGUGA
Molecule: messenger RNA, 258 nt
Organism: Guillardia theta CCMP2712
Lineage: Eukaryota; Cryptophyceae; Pyrenomonadales; Geminigeraceae
Exons: 1
Coding region: 1-258 (85 amino acids)
Molecular function (GO): DNA binding
Source: RefSeq, a predicted model, not a curated record